Messenger RNA from Suhomyces tanzawaensis NRRL Y-17324, 2316 nucleotides. It is a transcript of the gene SOK1, whose product is annotated as Sok1p. The record is from RefSeq and is a predicted model, not a curated record. NCBI's taxonomy places the organism in Eukaryota, Fungi, Ascomycota, Pichiomycetes, Serinales, Debaryomycetaceae. Bases 1 to 2316 code for a protein of 771 amino acids. The transcript has a single exon.
AUGAUGAACUCCCACAUGAACAACCAACCGCAAGACCUGGAACAAGUAUUUCUGGACGACCACCAGUUCAGACAGGUGUGCUUCGACAAGUCGCCUGCCACCGCCAACCCGUCGCCCGCCGACCCUGCGGGCGCUGCUGCUGGCACCGUGCCCAGUGCCCCUGGUGCCCCCUCGUCCGUGGCGCUGGCGUCGCCCAGCUCCACGGGAAACGGCCCCCACUCGUUCAAGCGCAACUCGUCACUGGCAGCCUCGCCCUCCACCUGCCUGGACCAGUCCAAGCGUGCCCGUCUUGACCCGUCCCUCCAGCUGCUGGCAGCCGCUACAGCUGCGGCAGCGGCUGCUGCCUCCUCCAGCGCCUCCUCGGCAUCGGCACCCUUCGACAUGCCAUCUCCCAAAUCAUACACCAACGACAUCAUCAAAAAGGGUGGCCACCACCACCUUCCCAUCUCGCCGGAUGCGUCCACCCCUGCCGACGCUGCGUCGUCGUCAGCGGCGUCCGUGACUUCCACAGCCGGCACGCGUGUGGCCGUCAUCGAAUCUGCAUCCAAGUCCAAGGCCCCAAAGCUUAUCAGGCGGUUCAGGUCCCGCUCGUUGCCCAUCAUCAACUACAACUCGCAGCGGGCCCAGCACUUCCACCACCAUGGCCACCAUCAGCAACAACAGCAGGGCCACCCCCACUCGCACCACCACCACCACCACCAUUCCCAUCACACCACAUCGUCAUCCAACAUCUCUCCAUUACCUCCCAUCAACCUCCAGUCCCUCAAGGAGAUCGAUCUCCAUGAAAUCUUGAAGAACCCCCAGCUCCGCCACGACAUCCUUUUCGACCCCCAGCUCCAGUUCAGGCCCAACUUGGACGGCGAGCGUGGCAAGCGCAAGAAGUCCAUAAUAGACAAGUACUGGCUCGAAAUCCUGAAGGAAUGUGGCCAGUUCUUCAAGACAAACCCCCAACCGGCCCCCAUCAAAAUCCACAGACUCCCCAUCCUCUUCACUACCCUUAGAGACAUCUUGCUCUCGCUUCUUCCCACCAAGGACAGACAGCAGGUCAACGAAAUCAUGGACAUCGAGCUUCUCAUCCAGCAGCUCAACCGUGGCUCGUUCGACUUUGUUGAAAUGUCUAAGUGGCUCGGUGAUGUCUUCAAGUCCCACUGUGCUCCCAUGCGCGACCAGUGGGUGGUGGAGAUGCACCAGAAGUUUGUGGACGCCUACACCAAGAACUCCGUGGACUACUUAGUGGGUGGUUUACGGAUGAUCUUCCAGAUUCUCGAGGCCAUGAAGUUAGAUGUAGCUAACCAUCAAAUUAGAAUACUCAGACCGGUUUUGAUAGAAACCGCCGUGGAUUUCGAAAGAGACUACUUCCAAAGUUUAAUCAACCAUCAAAAAAUCAAUAUCAACGAUUCUCUCAACUGGUUCUACAAGAAGUUUGUUAAGAAGUCAAAGUCGAAUGUGAUUGUGGAUGAGGAAAACCAAGAAAUGAUCAUUAACGAUACUGUUCUCAAACCGGUUAUUGUUUCUUCUAUCAUCGACUUGCUCUCGUGUCGCCAAAUGGCCACCGAGUUUCCUUCCACCUUGGCAUUUGAUCAUACCCGCCUUGUUCUCCUCAGAGCUGACGUUAGGCAAUUGGUCUGCGUCCAAUUAUGCGUGGUGUUAUUCAAACAAUUAGUUCUCCUUUCCAAGAAAAAGAAUCCUUCUAUUCCAAGUGCCACCUUACUUGCUCCUGCAAAUAUCCUCAAGGUCCAGCAGCAAAUUUUGGCAAUCGUGACCGAUGAUAAUGGUAACAUCAAAUGGACCAAGAACAUAUCAUCCAUCUCGCUUCAACUUGUGAAAAAUGUUAUGGGAACUAGUAGCAGCUUGCCCCCUGAUAUGGUUGAUUUCAGUUACAACUGGCUUAUCAAGCACAUCCAACCAAGCUCGGAAGUUUAUGGGUUGAUGGAGGGUAAAAUCUUCAAGGACCUAUUGAACGAAAUCGUUGCCAACAUGGGCAACGAGGAAAGUUCCACAUAUUCCAAGGAUGAAGCUACCAGCGAAAGUUCUACUUCUAGUGCCAACAACGGGGCUUCUGAGUUGAAGAACAUCGCUGCCAGGAUUGCUACUUUGGUCAGAUUCCACUGGAAUGUCUUUGGAAACUACUACAUUGAAUACGUCAAAACCCAACAGAACAAACUUCAACAAGACAAGAUUGCCAAGCGUAAUGUCGUUGUCAGCAACAGCAAGAACAAGUUGCUUGAAAACAGCAUUAACGAGGACGGCAACAGCAACCAAGGAUUGAAACCCAGUAAGAAUAGUGCUACCAAUGCCACCAUUUUGUCCACAUAA